UGUUUUGCUUCCCAACAGAGAGAGAGUGCAACAUGGCUGGAGGGGGAGCAUCAGAUGUUCUGGCUCUUCACAUUCUUUGCCUUCUGUGUGGUACCAACCUUUGUCUGCCGACUGCAAAGAUAUUAGUCACAGACUUUGAUGUAGACGGUGGACUGGACCUUGACAUUUUUGACAUCAAUGAAGAGGCAGGGCUGAAUCUGAUAGAGGGAGACAUUGUUCUUGACGAGACACAAACUCGGAACUCCAUCAUAGGAGACGAGUACAGGUGGCCAACAACUGUUCCCUACUACAUGGAAGAUGACUUAGAGAUCAAUGCAAAAGGUGUGAUUCUAAAGGCCUUUGAGCAGUACCGCCUCAAGACCUGCAUCGACUUCAAGCCAUGGAGCGGGGAAGAAAACUACAUUUCCAUCUUUAAAGGAAGCGGCUGUUUCUCCUCCGUUGGUAAUCGGAGGGUCGGGAAGCAGAGGCUGUCAAUAGGAACGAACUGCGACCGCAUUGCCACUAUAGAGCACGAGUUCCUCCAUGCCCUGGGCUUCUGGCACGAGCAGUCCCGCUCGGACCGAGAUGACUAUGUGCAGAUCAUGUGGGACCGCAUCUCAGAAGGCAAAGAGCACAACUUCAACACGUACGAUGACACGGUCUCCAGCUCUUUGGGCGUACCUUACGACUACAACUCCAUGAUGCACUACAGUAAAAACGCUUUCCGGAACGGCUCGGAGCCCACCAUCGUCACCAAGAUCCCUGCUUUCAGCGAGGUCAUCGGCCAGCGCAUGGAGUUCAGCGACAGUGACCUGCUGAAGUUGAACCGCCUCUACAAGUGCACUCAAGGCUCCACCUUCCUGGAUUCUUGUGACUUUGAACGAGAGAACAUCUGUGGGAUGAUCCAGGGCCACGAGGACCAGGCCGACUGGGUGAGGGUUUCUAAUGCCCCCGGAGGGCCUGAGACAGACUAUUCCAACAUGGGCAAAUGCACAGGAUCCGGAUACUUCAUGCACUUUGGGACUGGUACAGCCAGCGCUGGAGACACGGCGGUGCUGGAGAGCAGGCUAGUUUACCCCAAAAGAGGUUACCAGUGUCUGCAGUUUUUCUACUACAACAGCGCGGGCCCCGGCGAUACGCUGAAGAUCCACGUCAGGGAGUACGACGAAGACAACCCCAGUGGAAAACUGCGCUUCAUACAGACAAUAGAUGGGUCUCCUCAGGAUUUGUGGCAGCUGCACCACGUGAGUCUAGAUGUGAGGAAAAAAUUCAGAGUUGUCUUUGAAGGGACGAAGGUGGGCCCGGGGCCGGCAGCGGGAGGCCUCUCGCUGGACGACAUAAACCUUUCCGAGACCACCUGCCCAGAGUUUGUGUGGCGAGUGAAAAACUUCAGCCAUGUCAUGGACAGCACCCCGACCAACACGCCUGUCUUCAGCCCCCCCUUCACCUCCAAGGAGGGUUACACCUUCCAGAUGACGCUUUACCCUAACGGUAGGGAUGGUUACCCGGGAGAGUUAUCCGCCUACGCCCAUCUGGUGGCCCGGGAGGGGGACGCCGGACAGACGUGGCCGUGUCCCUGGAAACAGAUAACUAUGAUGCUGAUGGAUCAGCACCCACACAUUCAAAAGCGCAUGUCCAAUCAGCGCAGCGUCACAACCGACCCGAACAUGAAGGCAGCGGAUUCUGACCUCUUUUUCUGGGAUGAUCCCCGGAAGGUUGGUGCUGAGGUUACGGAACCGGAUGGGGCCAGGUAUUUCCGAGGGCCGGGCGCUGGCACUCCAGUGUAUCUCACCCACCUGAGGGCGAAGAGCAGAGACUUUAUCAAGGGAGGAGACGCCAUCUUUCUGCUCACAAUGGAAGAUGUGUCCCAUCUGACCGUGUCCCAGCCCGUGCCUUCCACAACCUUGAAACCCACAUCUCAGUCUGCAACCACUAACGCUUCAGAUAGCUGCCUGGAUAAACAGUGUCAGAAUGGCGGAGUUUGUGUGGUGGAUCAAGGGAAGCCUUCAUGCAGGUGUGAGGUGGGCGAUGACUGGUGGUACUACGGGGACAGCUGUCAGCACAGGGGCUCCACGCAGGACAAAACCACUCUUGCACUGGCCUCAUCCCUGUCUGUGCUGGGAGCCAUGCUGCUGAUCACAGUGGUCAGCGUCCUCUGCGUGAAGAAGAAGUACAAGAAACGCGUCGCAAAUACGGGCAUAGCCUUGGAGAACGCCUAUGCCAAUUAACUCUGACAGCAAAUUGGACUUUUAGUCCAGCGGUGAAUCUAACGUUGCAUUAGAUUGCCACCUGCUGGUCAUUUGAUGUAAAACAAAAACAAAACAAAAAAA
Fundulus heteroclitus (mummichog) is the source of this 2309-nucleotide messenger RNA. It is a transcript of the gene mep1bb, whose product is annotated as meprin A subunit beta. Gene Ontology annotation, molecular function: protein binding; zinc ion binding; metalloendopeptidase activity. The record is from RefSeq and is a predicted model, not a curated record. Gene Ontology annotation, biological process: proteolysis. NCBI's taxonomy places the organism in Eukaryota, Metazoa, Chordata, Actinopteri, Cyprinodontiformes, Fundulidae. The coding region runs from base 33 to 2207 and encodes 724 amino acids. Gene Ontology annotation, cellular component: membrane. The transcript is spliced from 14 exons.